ACCCAUGAAUUCAGAUUUCAGAAUUUCAGAAUAGCAAGAUAAAAUAUAGAAAAAUGUGGGGCGAUUCUCUGUUAAUUGUGUUUAUUUCAAUAUGCACUGCUUUUCUAGGAGAAGGAUUAACAUGGAUACUAGUUUACAGAACAGAAAAAUAUCAAAAGCUUAAAGUAGAAGUUGAACGGCAAAGUAAAAAACUGGAAAAGCGUAAAGAAGCCCACGGUGACUCCUUAGACAAACAACACAAAAAGAAAAUUGAAAGAGAAGAGGAAAGACUUAAAAAUAAUAAUAGAGAUCUUUCUUUGGUGAAAAUGAAGUCUAUGUUUGCAAUAGGAUUUGCUUUUACUGCACUUUUGAGUAUGUUCAAUAGCAUAUUCGAUGGGAGAGUUGUUGCUAAACUACCAUUUCAUCCCAUUUCUUGGGUUCAAGGAUUAAGUCAUAGAAACCUUCCUGGAGAAGACUACACAGAUUGCUCCUUCAUUUUCUUGUACAUACUUUGUACAAUGAGCAUAAGGCAAAAUAUUCAGAAAUUACUUGGAUUUGCUCCAUCACGAGCUGCAUCUAAACAAGGUGGAGCAUUGUUUGCAGCGCCUUCAACUCAAUUUAAAUAAAUAUUAAUUAAAUACUUACUUUAGAUUGAAAUUCCUUGAGUUUAUUUUUUCCUGUCAUUUAUUAAUCAUUGUAAAAUAUUAAAAUAUAUAGACUACUUUUUACAUAAUGUAGUAGUGUAUCAUAUUUAUUACAAUAAAAAAAAACUGAAAUAAGUAUAUUAUCAAAAAAUCUUACUCCCCGCGGUAGGUAUAGUGCCAAGAACGCUGGCUGCGUUUUCUUGCAGAGUAGCCUUUAUAGUCUGUAUGGGACUGCAAUGGACUGUAUGUGAAUAUAAGUUAUUUACUGUGUUUAUAAGGUGAACUACACUAGGGACGUUAUGGAAAAAAAGAUCGUACUCUUGACGAUUAUAUAUUACAAUAUUUACAAAGAGCGGAAAUAAUUACUAUUGUUUUACAGGAGGCAGUCUUGACUAUUUUUCUUGAUUCUUCUUUCUUGAUGCUUUUUUCUUGAGUGCCGCUGUCCAAUUGAACGACUCUGAGCCCAAAACGCCCUUCUUAUAGUCCCGUGGAGGGUGUCUCGGCACGAGAGUGUUCUUACAAGGUGUGCCGCAUGCUGAUUGGUCGGCGGCAUCACGUGAUGUUCGGGCGAUGUGACGGGUGUGUAACGGGGUAUGAAGGGGCGACUGGGCGGCGGCUCCCUUUGCCGUCCGUAACAUCCUCCCCCGGCGUAGUAUGCGAGCCUACUCUUCUUUCGAGUGGACGGCGAUCUUCCUCACCGGUCGUCACAGUACUCCGCCUUUGGCUCGAAUCUCCACAUUGCGCACCACGCCGUCAGUUCCGGGAAACGUUCUUGUUACUAUUCCGCUCGGCCACACGUUCCGCGGUAGGUUGCCGUCUGCAACCACGACGAGGUCGUCUUCUUUUAUUUCUUGUCGCUGGGCGUCCCGAGGUGCUCCGCGCAUGAUCAGCGCCGGCAAAUAUUCCCGCACCCAGCACCUCCAGUAUUCGUCGCCGAGCCCCUGCGCCGCUCUCCAUGCACGACGAUUGAUGAAUGAGCACGUCGCGGUGAUAGGUAGGUCCGAUGGUCCCAACAUGAUGAAGUGGUUGGGAUUUAGUGCUUCUUGGUCGUUGACGUCGACCGGUACAUGGGUCAACUGUCGAGAGUUGACCGUAUUUUCCGCUUCUGUUAGUAAUGUUGCUAGAGUCUCCUCUCUUGGGGUCUUCUGGUGGAGAGUGGCUUCCAGCGCUGUCUUCACCGAACGCACGAGACGCUCCCAUGCGUCUCCCUGGUUGGGUGCACCCGGAGCGAUGAAUUUCCACUCCGUACGUCGAGUCAGCGCGAAGUCCUUCAGUUGCGGUGCCCACUCUUCCAUCGUCCGUCGUAACUCUGUGUCUGCUCCAUGAAAACUGGUCCCGUUGUCCGAGUAUAUGACCCGUGGCCACCCGCGCCUAGCCGUCAUGCGCCGCAAUGCUGAUAUUGCCGAGUCUGUCGUUAGGGAGUAAACUAGAUCUAAAUGAACCGCGCGCGUCGUCUAGGUAAACAAUGCUACCCACGACUUUCCGUGUCGUCGCCCUAACGUUACCGAAAAAGGCCCGAAAUAAUCUACCCCGGUGUAUGUAAACGGUCGCGCAAACGCCCCUAACCGUUCGGGUGGUAAGUCUCCUAUAAUCGUUGGCCGUGGUGUUGCCUUGCGUACCCUACAUCGCAGACAUCUCCGCUUCACUUCUCGUACGUCCAUUUAGUAUUACGGGUCGCUUUAUCCGGUCGUCCAGGUCGGCUGCGUCGAUCCUUACCCUGGCUCGUAGUAUCCCGUCUUCAAGUAUGGGGUCGAGCUUCCUCAGAGCGCUGCCGGUACCAGAUUCUUCCCCUGCUGAAGUCGGCUGAUGUCGUCAGCGAAGCUGUCGAGCUGACUGCGUUCCACCCACAUCCGUUCUGCCUUCUGGAUGUGCUGUUGCGUUAACUCUCGUGCCCUUCCUCGUAUGGCAUCGAUGAACUGCAGUACUCGUGCUGUGGCCCUGAGCAAUCUCUCGUAGGAAGAGAAGCGUUCUAUCUCCGGCAGGUGUCCUUAAUUUGGGCGUCCUUGGUGUCGCUCUGAUGCGCCACAAUUUCUUCCAACUCUUCAUCCUCUCCUGCCUUCUCUUCUUUCCGAUGAGGCCAUUUGUUUUCAUCUUCGUAGAGAAAUGACGGUCGGGUGAACCAUUGGUCGCUUUCUCCCUUGCUCACGAAGUUCAUGCGCGUCGCCUGAUCUGCUAUGUUCUGUGUAGUCGGGUUCCAUCUCCAUUGAUCGGGUGAUGUUUUCUAGGCUAUCUCCCCUAAUCGAUGAGCUACGUAUGAAGUGUAACGCGCCGUAUCGUUCUGUAUCCAUUGGAGCGCUGCAGAAGAGUCCGUCCAAUAUAUGACCCUAUCCGCUCUCAUUCUGUUGUCGUCUUGUAUGAAUUUCGCGACUCGCGCCUCAAUCAAAUUUGCCUGCAACUCUAGUCGCGGUAUGCUUUGCGCCUUAAUCGAGACGACUUUCGCCUUGGCCGCCACUAAUGUGACUCUUACCGUACCGUCGCGAUAUCGUAUACGCUAUACGCCAAUAUGCUGCAGAUGCGUCCGCGCGUCCGCUUGCAUCGUUAAAAAUGUGAAAUUGACGUUCUACCACUCCCCCCGUAGGAGCAUAGCAUCUCGGAAGUCGCAGUCGUGAAGACCUCGACGACUCGCGGCCACCUCUGGAAUUCGUCCGCUGCCUCCUCAGGUAGUUCAUCAUCCCAUCCGACCUUCUUACGCUACAGGUCUUGCAGCAGGAUCUUCGCGGUAAUGGUGAGGUAGCUAAGCAGUCCGAGUGGGUCAAAAACUGACAUGACCGCACUCAACGCCUCCCUUUUGGUCAGUGGUCAAUGGAGCAUCUUCACAUCAUACGGCACCAUAUUCAUGGAUGUAAUAAAGGGCAGGGCGUCCUCUUCAGCCAUCCAUAGUAACCCUAAGGUCCUUCCUGGGCCAUCUUGCCUUAGGCCCACCUCCUUGGGCUUGCGCGCCAGCAGCUCCUACGGUUUAUCCUCUAGUAAGGCUGCAUGGUUAGAGUUCCAUCCCGCUAACGUGAAGCCUGCCUUCUGGUGUACUUCGGUAACCUGCUUCGCUGUGUCCAAAGCUUCCUCUACCGUCGCGUAACUGUCUAGUCUAGGUAAUCAUCCAUGUAGUGACUACGCACGACAGCGUUAAGCGCUAGCGGAUGUGUUUCGGCGUGUGCGCGCGCGUUAUCUAGCUGUAAGAAUAGAUAGGCAAGUUACGCUGACAUAUUAUAGGAUUAUCCGAGGUCCGAAGAGAGGGGGAGGACACAGUAAUCUAAAAACUACAAUACUCACUUUAC
Molecule: messenger RNA, 3895 nt
Organism: Parnassius mnemosyne (clouded apollo)
Lineage: Eukaryota; Metazoa; Arthropoda; Insecta; Lepidoptera; Papilionidae
Source: the annotation of a GenBank genome assembly